AUGGGCGAGGUCACGGCGGAGGAGGUGGAGAAAUUCCUGGACUCGAACAUUGGCUUUGCCAAACAAUACUGCAACCACCGCUACAGGGCCCAGGUGCUCUCGGACCUCCUGGGGGCCAAGGAGGCAGCCGUGGACUUCAGCAGCUACCACGCGCUGAGCAGCGUGGAGGAGAGCGAGGUCAUCUUCGACCUGCUGCGAGACUUUCAGGAGAACCUGCAGGCCGAGAAAUGCACCUUCAACGUCAUGAAGAAGCUGUGCUUCCUCCUGCAGGCAGACCGCAUGAGCCUGUUCAUGUACAGGACCCGCAACGGCGUGGCGGAGCUGGCCACGCGGCUCUUCAACGUGCACAAGGACGCCGCCCUGGAGGACUGUCUGGUGGUGCCCGACUCCGAGAUCGUCUUCCCCCUGGACAUGGGUGUCGUGGGCCACGUCGCGCACUCUAAAAAGCUGGCCAAUGUCCCCAACACAGAAGAGGAUGAGCAUUUCUGUGACUUUGUGGACAACCUCACGGAGUACCAGACCAAGAACAUCUUGGCGUCCCCCAUAAUGAACGGGAAGGAUGUGGUGGCCGUCAUCAUGGCCGUGAACAAAGUGGAUGGAACCCACUUCAGCAAGAGAGAUGAAGAGAUUCUUCUCAAGUACCUCAACUUCGCCAAUCUAAUCAUGAAGGUGUUCCACCUGAGCUACCUGCACAACUGCGAGACCCGACGUGGCCAGAUAUUGCUGUGGUCUGGGAGCAAAGUCUUUGAAGAGCUUACGGACAUUGAGAGACAGUUCCACAAAGCCCUGUACACGGUGCGCGCCUUCCUCAACUGUGACAGAUACUCCGUGGGUCUCUUGGACAUGACCAAGCAGAAGGAAUUUUUUGAUGUGUGGCCAGUUCUGAUGGGCGAGGUUCCACCCUACUCUGGUCCGAGGACUCCGGAUGGAAGGGAAAUUAAUUUCUACAAGGUCAUUGACUAUAUCUUACAUGGCAAGGAAGACAUCAAAGUGAUCCCGAACCCCCCUCCGGACCACUGGGCUUUAGUAAGCGGUCUCCCCACUUACGUGGCCCAAAAUGGCCUGAUUUGUAACAUCAUGAACGCGCCCGCGGAGGACUUCUUUGCAUUUCAGAAAGAGCCCCUGGAUGAGUCUGGAUGGACGAUUAAAAACGUCCUCUCUAUGCCGAUUGUCAACAAGAAGGAGGAGAUUGUUGGGGUGGCCACAUUUUACAACCGUAAAGAUGGGAAGCCCUUUGAUGAAAUGGAUGAGACCCUCAUGGAGUCUUUGACUCAGUUCCUGGGCUGGUCUGUCUUAAAUCCUGACACCUAUGAGUCCAUGAACAAGCUUGAAAAUAGGAAAGAUAUUUUCCAGGAUAUUGUAAAAUACCACGUGAAGUGUGACAACGAAGAAAUUCAGAAAAUCCUGAAAACCAGAGAGGUUUAUGGGAAGGAGCCAUGGGAGUGUGAGGAAGAGGAGCUGGCGGAGAUCCUGCAAGGAGAACUUCCAGACACAGAGAAAUUUGAAAUUAAUAAAUUCCACUUCAGCGACUUGCCCCUAACGGAACUGGAGCUGGUCAAAUGUGGGAUACAGAUGUACUACGAGCUCAAAGUGGUGGAAAAAUUUCACAUUCCGCAGGAGGCCCUGGUGCGCUUCAUGUACUCGCUGAGCAAGGGCUACCGCAGGAUCACCUACCACAACUGGCGGCACGGCUUCAACGUGGGCCAGACCAUGUUCUCCUUGCUGGUGACAGGGAAGCUGAAGCGAUACUUCACGGACCUGGAGGCCCUGGCCAUGGUGACUGCUGCUUUCUGCCAUGACAUCGACCACAGAGGCACCAACAACCUCUACCAGAUGAAAUCCCAGAACCCACUGGCCAAGCUCCAUGGGUCCUCCAUCUUGGAAAGACACCACCUGGAGUUUGGCAAAACGCUGCUGAGAGAUGAGAGCCUGAAUAUCUUCCAAAACCUCAACCGCCGGCAGCAUGAGCACGCCAUCCACAUGAUGGACAUCGCCAUCAUUGCCACGGACCUCGCCCUCUAUUUCAAGAAGAGGACGAUGUUCCAAAAGAUCGUGGAUCAGUCUAAGACGUACGAGAGCGCGCAGGAGUGGACACAGUACAUGAUGCUGGAGCAGACGCGGAAGGAAAUCGUGAUGGCCAUGAUGAUGACCGCCUGUGAUCUCUCAGCCAUCACCAAGCCUUGGGAGGUGCAGAGCAAGGUAGCUCUGCUGGUUGCUGCUGAAUUCUGGGAACAAGGUGACCUGGAGCGCACGGUGCUGCAACAGAAUCCCAUUCCCAUGAUGGACAGAAACAAGGCGGACGAGCUCCCGAAGCUUCAAGUCGGCUUCAUUGACUUCGUGUGCACCUUCGUCUACAAGGAAUUCUCCCGCUUCCACGAGGAGAUCACCCCCAUGUUGGACGGGAUCACCAACAACCGUAAGGAGUGGAAGGCACUUGCCGACGAGUACGACGCCAAGGUGAAGACGCUGGAGGAGGAGAAGCAGAAACAACAGGCCAAGCAAGGGGCCUCAGGGAACCAGCCCGCGGGGAACCCCAGCCCAGGGGGCGCACCUGCAUCCAAGUCCUGUUGCAUCCAGUAGCUGCUCAGCGAUCCGCUCCCAGAAUGGCUCCAUCCUUUCGUGGGAAGAGAUAAGCCAAGCCAGUGGAAAACCACGCACCUUCUCGAGAGGCAGAGUCGCAGAAUUUGGAAGCUGAUCAAUCUUAUCUAGUGGCUUUAAACCGUCUUCUUAGCCUUGAGCACUGUCUGUGGAGCUAAAACCCACACCCUCACUUUCCCAGACAUCAGUUAGACAUUUAAUUAAUGCCAGUUCCACUUGAUCACUUAGAUUCACUUUUGUUCUUACACUUUCAUUUCAUGUUCUAUUGUAAAAGUGUUCAAUUAUUCAGCAAAGUAGAGAACUGCACAUUGAAGUCCCAUGUACUCAUCACUCAGAUUCCGGUAUCAAGAUCUGGGCACACUCGCUUCACCUGUUUUAUGUUUGACAUUGACAUUGACAUCUAUUUCAAUCUUUCCUUAGCGGGAAGGCUGCAAAGGCAAAUUCCAGCCUCAUGUCCCUACUCCUGCACGACACAUAUUUAAAGGAAGAAGGGUGUUUUCUGACAUAAUCACAUCUUACCACAUGCGCCAGGUACACAGCUGACACUCAGUUAUGUAUGUUGUGAUGAGCCAGGCUCCCCCUUCAGUCCAGGAAUGGGGGCCUAGGAUUCGUGUCUUCUGCAGACAGUCCUCAGCCCAUCUGGGUCUUCUCCAGGACAGCCAUUUCUCCAUCUUAGGCCAACAGAGACGACUCUGCAGGACCAGUAACCCCAGGACUCUGCAAGGAGUCCACCAAGGCUGUGGCUGGACUCACAGCCCAGCUCAACCUCUGCCCCUCUCACUCCUUACCAUGCAACCCACAAUCCUCUUCCAUUUCAGAACUGGCUUUCUGGGGAUCCCACCUUGUGACACCAACAAAAAUGUCUUCAAUAGGUGGUUUGCUUGAAUCCAGUCCAAACAAGUUUCACCCAUAAAAUUUAACUGUUUCUUUGUAGGAAAAAGAAGAUACACUUUUUAGUCUUGGAUUUCCCAUUGAUUUUAAGGACUAUAAAUUUAGGUAAAUUAUUCUCAGGUUGUGAACUUGUUUCAAUUAUCAGGUUUUCUGCUGUUUAAAAACAGAGCUUAUUUCUUUAAAAGCCUGUGCUGGCGAGUCGGCCAUGCCUGUAGGAUGUCACUGGCCUGAUGAGCGUUUACAUCAUAGUAACUGGUGCUAAGAACAACACAACUACACCAAAGUUGAGAGUGACAGUCACCUGCUGAGACAUUUGCAGUAAGUUCCCGUGACAUUUGCCCCAGUGUUAAUUUUCCAUUUUCUCCUGCUGCUUCAGCUUUAUUGAGGCACAGCUGACAAGUACAACCUGUACCUACUUAAGUAUCGAAUGUGGGGGGUUGAUGCACGCAUACAUUGUGAAAUGAUGGCCGCAAUCAAGCGAGUGCACCCCCCACCUUCCAUGGUAACAGUUGCUACGUUUUUAGGUCUCUCUUAACCCACUGCUUCCUUUUUCCCUUUGCAAAUGACUUGUUGCAAAAGCAGGAUCAGUUGCCCCCGUUCUGGAUUUAUGCAUGUCUGUCACAGUGUCUGACACAUUCCACCCUCCUCCAAG
Lepus europaeus (European hare) is the source of this 4141-nucleotide messenger RNA. RefSeq names its product phosphodiesterase 6A (gene PDE6A). The transcript has 22 exons. Gene Ontology annotation, molecular function: protein binding; 3',5'-cyclic-nucleotide phosphodiesterase activity. The coding region runs from base 1 to 2580 and encodes 859 amino acids. NCBI's taxonomy places the organism in Eukaryota, Metazoa, Chordata, Mammalia, Lagomorpha, Leporidae. Gene Ontology annotation, biological process: signal transduction. The record is from RefSeq and is a predicted model, not a curated record.